AUGCCGUGUGUCAGCUCUCACAUCGACCAGAUGGUGAAGAUGCCUUGUAGCUACAGCUCUGUGGUUGAUGAAAUCCUCAUGGUCGAACAGGUCCUGUCAGAGUUCAGGCUGAGCAAGGAAGACCUCAAAGAAGUGAUGAAGAGGAUGCAGCGUGAGAUGGACAGAGGACUGCGUUUAGAGACGCACGAAGAGGCCAGCGUCAAAAUGCUUCCAACCUACGUCUGCUCCACCCCCGAGGGAUCAGAGGUGGGAGAUUUCCUGGCUCUGGACCUGGGGGGGACCAACUUCCGCGUGAUGCUUGUGAAGGUGGGUGAAGACGAGGAGAGGAGCUGGAAGGUGGAGACCACGAACCAGAUGUACUCCAUCCCUGAAGAUACCAUGACAGGCACUGCUGAAAUGCUAUUUGACUACAUAGCAGAGUGUAUGUCAGACUUUCUGGACAAACAUCACAUCAAGCACAAGAAGCUUCCUCUGGGUUUCACCUUCUCCUUUCCUGUACGACACGAGGACAUUGACAAGGGUAUCCUGCUGAACUGGACCAAAGGCUUCAAGGCUUCUGGGGUAGAAGGGAACAACGUUGUUGGUUUACUCCGAGAUGCUAUCAAGAGACGAGGGGACUUUGAGAUGGAUGUGGUUGCCAUGGUGAAUGACACAGUAGCCACCAUGAUUUCCUGCUAUUACGAGGAUCGCAGCUGCGAAGUCGGGAUGAUUGUUGGCACUGGUUGUAAUGCGUGUUACAUGGAGGAGAUGAGGACCGUGGAGCUGGUGGAAGGGGAGGAGGGCCGGAUGUGCGUGAACACGGAGUGGGGGGCGUUCGGAAACAACGGGGAGCUGGAGGAGUUCAGACUGGAGUACGACAGAGUGGUGGACGAGACCUCGAUUAACCCCGGACAACAGCUAUACGAGAAGCUGAUCAGCGGGAAGUACAUGGGUGAGCUGGUCCGGCUCGUUCUGAUGAAGCUGGUGAAUGAAAACCUGCUGUUUAACGGCGAAGCGUCAGAGCUGCUGAAGACACGUGGCAGCUUUGAGACGCGCUAUGUCUCACAGAUGGAGGGUGACACCGGGGACAGAAAACAGAUCUAUAACAUCCUGUCCUCGCUGGGCGUCCUGCCGUCAGAGAUGGACUGUGACAUCGUGCGUCUGGUCUGCGAGAGCGUCUCCACUCGCUCCGCUCACAUGUGCGCCGCCGGGCUCGCUGGUGUGAUCAACCUGAUGCGGGAGCGGCGCAGCCAGGAAGCGCUGAAGAUCACAGUGGGGGUCGACGGAUCCGUCUACAAGCUGCACCCGUGUUUCCGUGAGAGGUUCCACAAAAUCGUCAGGGACCUCACGCCCCACUGUGAGAUCACCUUCAUCCAGUCGGAGGAGGGGAGCGGCCGCGGAGCCGCCCUCAUCUCAGCGGUGGCCUGUAAGAUGGCCGCGUGCAUGCUGACACAGUAAAGGGAGCUGAGUGCCGCACUGAGCCGUCUCCCGGCAGCACGGCGGCGAAGCAAGCCUGAACUCUGAUCUAGAGAACACUGAUGACACGUCAUCCACCGUCGGCAGCUCCGGCCUCUUUCAGGCUCUGGGGGAUGUGUGUCAGCAAACUGGACGCUCACAGCUGGAAGAUGUACAGACAAGAAAGCAGCUUGUAUUAUAAAGUAUUCGGUAGCGUUAGACCAACUCGUAGCAAUUUCAGUGUUUCUGAACCGUGUGUGUCACUGCCUGUUGAUGGUGUUUGGGUAUGAAGUGGCCCAUUUAAAAAAACACCUGAUGUAUUAUUGAUGAUAUAUUAUAAUACCCGGAUUAUUUUUGUAAAUGCUGCUGUAAACUAUGACUAAAUCAAAUUCAUUGCUUUGUUGUGUAGUAAUUUCUAUUUGUGAGUAAUGAAAUAUGUCUUUGGUAAAUUGUAUAUUUAAAUGUUAUGUUCACAACAAAUAGCCGGUAGGUUGUAGUUUUUCACGUGUGCAUGAUGAAAUGUGCUUUGGAUGUGAAUAACUGUAAAUAAAAUUGCUUAAUUAAACUAAACUAUUAUACUUUAAA
Messenger RNA from Sebastes umbrosus (honeycomb rockfish), 2019 nucleotides. RefSeq names its product glucokinase (hexokinase 4) (gene gck). Bases 1 to 1437 code for a protein of 478 amino acids. The record is from RefSeq and is a predicted model, not a curated record. Gene Ontology annotation, molecular function: glucokinase activity; ATP binding; D-glucose binding. The transcript has 10 exons. Lineage: Eukaryota; Metazoa; Chordata; Actinopteri; Perciformes; Sebastidae. Gene Ontology annotation, biological process: intracellular glucose homeostasis; glycolytic process; glucose 6-phosphate metabolic process. Gene Ontology annotation, cellular component: cytosol; mitochondrion.